Neospora caninum is the source of this 3666-nucleotide messenger RNA. RefSeq names its product putative ATPase, AAA family domain-containing protein. Bases 1 to 3666 code for a protein of 1221 amino acids. The record is from RefSeq and is a predicted model, not a curated record. The transcript has 6 exons. Gene Ontology annotation, molecular function: ATP binding; ATP hydrolysis activity. Lineage: Eukaryota; Apicomplexa; Conoidasida; Eucoccidiorida; Sarcocystidae.
AUGGCGUUCACGAGACACUUAGUAGCAGUCAGGAGACAGCUGGAGGUGUACCUACGGCAGCGCAAGGGGGACGAGGACGGGCGCGGCGGCGACUCCUCGGGACUCUCGCCAAAGGACGUCGAUACAGAUUCUUUUCUCAUGUUUCUCGGUCGCUCUCACCCCCACAUUGUUCGCCUCAGGCGUCGCAUGCUAGACAAGCUUUUGGAGACGGCGAAGGCAGAACUGUCUAAGGAUCAGACUCCGAAUUCCGUGUCCUCUCGCGCCUCGCCGCUUUCGGGAAAUCCGUCUCCGUCCGUUUCGCCCUACUCUCAGAAAACUUCGGCCGCGAAUACGCUUUCUGGGAAAAAGGCCGAAACCAAGAGAACCGACGGAAAUCUCGCCCUUUCUUCGGCUGCCUGGACAGCCGGGAGCCCAGCGGUGGACGCGAGCGACGGGACGGACUCCGACAGUCAGGCGUCUCAGAUCGGCAGCGAAGACGCUUCCUUCCUGUCUUCGGAACCCAUCUCUGGCGUGGAGGUGAUCCACGAUGACGACAGCUCCGACAGCGACGCAAAGCCGGCAGGCCGGAACUUGUCUCUGGAAGAAGACGCACCCGCCGUGCACCCUGCGACAAGCCAAGCUGCCCUCUCCACCGAUUCGAAAGUCGCGGGCAAAGCGAGUGCGAAUCGUUCCCAAGCUCCGGCGCCACCGGUCAGCCGUCCGAAUAAGCAGCCACGAGAGAAAGCGCGUCGCGGGAACGCGGAAGGCGAAGACGAAGAGGGCGAGGACGGAGAGAGACGACAGGCGAUUCCCCCGGGAUCCUCUGGGCCUUUCUCGGCCUCCGCAGGUCGCGAGCGCAUCCCCUUAAACACAUCGCUGAACUCUCUGUAUCGCUCACACGCGUUGGAAAGCCAGGAUGCUAGUGGCAGGCGGGAGAGAGGAACCGCCAGUGAGACAGCUCCACCUCACGGAGGACAGAACACCAGGCAACGCGACAAGCGCGAGAGAGGACGAGAACCUCAGGGUACCGGCAGAGGCCAUGGCGAGCGCUCCAGCGGCAGACUGAGCUCAGAUCAGCCUAUAACGGACACGGCGAAGAAGCGCAAACGACGGCGAUCUCCUUCUCUUCGCCCUUCUAUCUCUUCUCCCUCUGUUCCCCCUUCUCCCAGCGACGUCGCUCCAGUGGCUGCCCCAGCCGACCGACUGCGAGACUGUGCGGGGCUCUCGGAGGCCCUGUGCCACAAGAUUGAAGAAUCCGUUCUUCUCCCUCUUGUGCUAAAUUCCCUCUUUGAGAAAGCGCCGAAAGCUGGGGCUAGCCAGGCGGCCAGAGCGGCGUGGGAGAGGAGAGACGAGGCGGGCGACGCCCCCUCUUCGCACGCCACAGAGAGUGGCGACUGCGAAAGAGAAGAGAGUGCAGUUCUCACAGAAGCAGAAAGGACGCGGGUGGGCAACGAUGCCAUCGACAAACACCCUCGUGGACAGGGGGAUCGCCUUGGUGCCCAUACGUCGUCGGUUGCUCUGUCUCCUCCGCCAGAGGUGUUCAGCGGCCUUCACUUUUCGCGCGGUGUUGUUAUUCACGGCCCGGCAGGUGUCGGGAAGACGAAGCUGGCCUUUGCCAUAGCGGGUGAACUCUGCCGUCUUCGCAACUUCUCCUUCUUCCCGAUUUCGCUCUCUUCCCUCGUCCAGAAUCUCCCUCCGUUUCUCUCGAACGCGUCUACUCCGUCUCCAAACCCCCGUGAUGCUUCGCUGUCUGCCGCUGCAUCGGCUUCUUCCGCCGCCUCUCCGUCGGUUGCGCCCGCGGUCCAAACGGGCCCCCUGACGCCGGCAAGCAGUGAAGAGGUGCUUUCUUUGAUGUUUGAGAGUGCCAAGAACCACGCGCCGUCUCUGCUUUUGCUCGAGGACAUCGCCGUCCUGUCGUCUCGGAAAGGAGCGCUCAAAGGAAAAGACGGCCGAGAAGGCGGCGGGAGCGGCGGCGGAACUGGAGACGAGGAGAGCGACAGCCCGCUGGUCCGCGCCCUCGCGAGAGAGAUGGACGCGCUUACAGGCUUCGAUGUCAUGGUUAUAGCCACAUGCAGCCACAUUGACAGUCUCGAUUCGUCUCUUCGACGCAGUGGGCGAUUCGACGCGGAAAUCAGCAUCCCUCUUCCCGGUUUUGAGGAGCGGCGGGAAAUCCUUCAGUCGCUGACCUGCUCUCUUUCCCUCUCUCCUAGCGUCGAUCUGAACGCGCUGGCAGACCGAACUGUGGGCUAUGUCGCCGCUGACCUCCAUAGCCUCGUGAAAGAAACAGUCUACCACGCCGUUAUGCGCAGUGUGGGGAGGCGGCGAAGGGACAGGGAACAGGCGGCAGCGGUGGGGCGAAGCGGGGCAGGAAGGAGUGAAGAUGAUCCAGAGAUAAACAUGAAGGGAGAACAAAGGGGAGAAAGAGACGGGACGGCGGAAAGGAAAGGUGAAGCAACAGCAAUGGCGGAUUGUUCACAUGGCGACGGUCAGUGCCGUGUUUCCAAUGGGGCCAACCAGGCCGAGGUGGGGAAUGAAGAGGGGAAGAAUGAGGCAGAAAACAUCUCGGACCUACAGCACGGUCGAAGAGAGAAUGGGUCUGCGACGCCUUCACACUGCCUUUCGCCUUCUUUCCGGCCUUUCCCUGCAUUCGAUGAAAUUUUGAAAGACGUCGCUUCCAUGCGUCAGCCAGACCGGGCUCUCCUCUUUUCCGGUCACAGCACGCUCAGCUGCCCAGCCAGCAAUGACGCUCGAGCAGUUCACGCUUCUCCAGAGUCCUCUUCCUUUUCUUGUACGACCGGCAACGCGAUUUCGAGCCCCGAUCUGAGAGGGGAGGACUUUGCUCAGGCACUCGUUUCCUUCACGCCUUCGUACAAGAAAACGGGAGCGUUUCUGCCGCGUCCGAAUGUGCGCUGGAAUGAGGUUGGCGGACUGCAUGAGGCCAAGCAGGAAGUGGAGGAACGGAUUCUUUUCCCCCUGAGUUUCGCCGAUUUCUACGGGCGUAUGGGGGUUCGUAAACCUACGGGUAUUCUGUUGUACGGCCCUCCAGGGUGUGGAAAGACAUUCCUCGCGAAGGCCCUCGCAAACGCGUGCCAAGCGAAUUUCAUUGCCGUCAAAGGGCCUGAACUUCUGUCGAAGUACGUUGGAGACAGUGAAGCAGCUCUGCGGCGUCUUUUCAGUCGGGCUUCCUUUUUUUCUCCCUCGCUGAUUUUCUUUGACGAAAUUGACGCUCUCUGUGGCAGCCGAAGCACGGGGGGAAAGGGGGAGGGCGGCAACAAAGUGGAGGAGCGGGUGAUUGCUCAGCUUCUUACAGAGCUCGACGGUAUCAACGAUCGCGGUAAAGUUUAUGUUGUGGCAGCAACAAAUCGCCCGGAUAUUCUCGAUCCUGCCCUGCUUCGACCGGGCCGACUUGAAGUCCGGGUGUACGUCCACCUCCCGGAUCAGCAAGAGCGCGCAGAAAUCCUUCGAAAAGGCUGGCGAAGGCUACGACGAGAACGAAAGGAGGAAAGGAAUAAGAGGCUUCACAUGUCAGCAGAUGGGAUCCAAGCGGAACGGGGACCUGGAGAAAAUGACGAACUGGAAGAAAACGAUCUCGAUUUCGACGCUAUCGCACGCGCGACUGACAGAGGCUGGGCCAGGGAUGCUCUGUUCACGGCGGUGUUUGUUGUUGAUGCAGGAGGUACGGGCUGA